AUGGAUUACAACUCGAUUGUUUUUCGCGAGUUUACACACGAAUCAUUACGUCGAAUUGAACGUUAUCGUCAAGAGGAAGCUGAACGUAUUGCAUCCGAACGAUUACAACGUCAAACAAUCCAUGAAGAUGAUAGUGAUCAACAUCAUUCAACAGGAAAACCACCCAAAUACGACCCACCUCAUCCAAAACAAAAGCCUAAUAAAGAACUGGCUGUUGGACAAACAUUACCACGUGUACUACAAACAAAAUUUCCUGCCGAACUUAUUGGCAAACCCAUUGAAGAAAUUGAUUGGUAUUAUCGUACUGAAUAUGUAUUUGUAGUUGUUAAUCGAAAUAAAACAAUAUUUCGAUUUAGUUCUACACCAGCUUGUUUUAUAUUUUCUCCAUUUAAUUGUUUUCGACGUUUAGCUAUACGUAUAUUAACACAUUCACUUUUUAGUACAUUUGUUAUGCUUACUAUUUUAACUAAUUGUAUAUUUAUGACACUUAAAAAUGUACCGGAAACAAAUGAAUAUGUUUUUACAAUAAUUUAUACCCUUGAAGCAUUGACAAAAUGUGUCGCACGAGGAUUUAUUCUUAAAAAAUUUACAUUUUUACGUGAUCCAUGGAAUUGGCUAGAUUUUAUUGUCAUUACACUUGCAUACAUAACAUUUUUUGUCAAUUUGGGAAAUGUUUCAGUUCUUCGAACAUUUCGUGUAUUAAGAGCUUUAAAAACUGUUGCUGUCGUUCCUGGAUUAAAAACUAUUGUUGAUGCAUUAAUACAAUCUCUUAUUUGUCUACGAGAUGUAACUGUUCUAUCAAGUUUUAUUCUUUCUAUAUUUGCAUUGGUAGGAUUACAACUUUAUAUGGGUGUUCUUCGACAAAAGUGUGUACCUACUUAUGAAUCAUUUUUUAAUAAUUCUAAUAUAACUAAUAUUGCAUAUAAUAUGUCGUUUGAAUUAUAUGCUAAAGAAGUUGAUAAUGAAAGUUAUUGGUAUCGAGAAGAUGAAGUUUUUGUUCUUUGUGGCAAUUCAAGUGGAAGUAGAAAAUGUCCGCAGGGUUAUGUUUGUUGGAAAGAUCGAGGCGAAAACCCGGAUUUUGGAUAUACAAGUUUUGAUAGUUAUGGUUGGGCAAUGCUUUCAUGUUUUCGAUUGAUGACACAAGAUUAUUGGGAAAAUCUUUAUCAAUUGGUGCUGACAGCAGCUGGUCGUUAUCAUUUUCUAUAUUUUGUUGCUGUUAUAUUUUUUGGUUCAUUUUAUUUGGUUAAUUUAAUCUUAGCUAUUGUUUCAAUGUCUUAUCAAGAACAACAAAAAAAAGUUCAUGCAGAAAAUGAAGAACGUGAAAGACGUAAAGUUGCAGAUGAACUUGAACAACAAAAUGAACUAGCACAUAAAGCAUCACUAUCAAUCGGAUUCUUACAUACGGAUCAUGUACAAUAUCCUGAUAAUGCAUUAGUUUUUGAAAAUUCAAAUCGUAAAAUAUCAUGUUCAAGUUUUGCAACUGUAUAUGAACAAAAUCAAAAGAAAAAUAAAUUACACGAUAAACAAUCACUUCAACCAUUACCAUUAGUAUUUCAAUUUGAUAAUACAAGUGCAGUUUAUUCGAAUCCAACAACAAAUGAUGAUAUAACAAUACCAUUUUUGGAUGAAUCACAACAUAAUUCUAUCAGAGAAGAUAGAAAAAGUCAACGAACAAGAAAUGUAUCGUUUAUAGAUCGUAGUAAACGAGAUAAUGAUUCAACUGUUACACUUUAUCAACCAAAACCUCAUAUAAAAUAUGGUCCAAUUACUGAAGUUUUAGCUCCUACAGAGUUGGACGCAACAAGUACACGAUCAGAAAAUAUGGAUACAACCAAUGCAUGUGAUCGACCAUUGGUUAAACUUCUACGAAUUUAUUGUUACGAAUGGGAUUGUCAAAUAGCAGGAUUUAAAAAAUUUCAAGAAGCUGUUGCUGUUUUUAUAUUGGAUGCAUUUGUUGAUUUAUUUAUAACAAUAUGUAUUGUUUUAAAUACAUUAUUUAUGGCACUUGAUCAACAUGGUUUAAGUGAUAGAAUGACACGAAUAUUAGCUACAGGAAAUUAUAUUUUUACGGCUAUAUUUACAACAGAAGCUUUACUUAAAAUAAUUGCUAUGGCACCAGUUAAAUAUUUAAAAGAUGGAUGGAAUGUAUUCGAUUUAUUUAUUGUUACACUUAGUCUUGUUGAAUUAGGUCUUGCGAAUAUAAAAGGUUUAAGUGUUUUACGUUCAUUCCGUUUAUUACGUGUAUUUAAAUUAGCUAAAUCUUGGCCAACAUUAAAUCGUCUUAUGUCAAUUAUUGGUAAAACAAUAGGAGCUCUAGGAAAUUUAACAUUUGUUCUUGUUAUUAUUAUAUUUAUUUUUGCUGUUAUGGGCAUGCAGUUAUUUGGACAAAAAUAUACAGAAAAAUAUGGUAAAGAUGUGCCAAGAUGGAAUUUCUGUGACUUUUUUCAUGCAUUUAUGAUUGUUUUUCGUGUACUAUGUGGUGAAUGGAUUGAAUCAAUGUGGAUAUGUCUUGAAUGUGCUGGAUGGCCAUGUUAUCCAUUUUUUCUAUUUACAUAUGUCAUGGGAAAUCUUGUGGUAUUAAAUUUAUUUUUGGCUCUUUUACUUGCAUCAUUUGGUUCAAAUGUUCUUCGCGAAGGGGGAAAUGAUGAUGAUGAUAAUAAAAUUGGUGAAGCUAUAGAACGUAUUCAACGAUUGUUUCGUUUUAUAGUUAACUCUAUAGUUCAUUUAUUUUGUCGUAAAAGACAAGAACAAGAAAGAAUGAGACCUAUUGCAAACAUUACUGAUGAAAAUUUAUUCUAUAAUCGAUCUCCUUCGUCUACUAAAAAACGAUUACAAUCCAUUGUCCCUGCAUCAAUAACAACACUUGAACAAGAUAAAUCAAAUGGUUCAUUGUUUUUAACUAAUAAUUCAAUGAAAAUAAAUGAAGAUAUUGAAAUGCAAUUGAUAAAUAGUCAUUCUAAUACAUUAUUAACACAAUUAGCCGAACAAAAUCAUCAUAUAACACCACCAGAUUGUUUUCCGAAAAUAAUUUCGAAACAUUGUUCUUGUUGUUCUCUAUGUAUUCCAAAAUGUGUUCAACGAAAAUGGAAAUUAUUACGUAGUAAAGCUCAUCGUCUUGUUGAACAUCGUUUUUUCGAACGACUUAUUAUUGCAAGUAUAUUAGCAAGUAGUACAACUUUGGCUUUAGAAGAUAUAAAUACUCGUCAACAACCCAUAUUUCAUAAAAUUUUAGUUGUACUUGAUAAAAUUUUUACAAUUAUUUUUACUGUUGAAUUAAUAUUAAAAUGGUUUGCGUAUGGAAUAACAAAAUAUUUUACCAAUGGAUGGAAUUGGUUAGAUUUUGUUAUUGUAAUUGUUAGUGUUCUUGGUGUUCUUCUUGAUUGGCUUGGUGUAGCUGAUAUUCCAGCAUUUAAAUCAAUGAGAACAUUAAGAGCUUUACGUCCAUUAAAAGCACUUUCAAGAUUUGAAGGAAUGAGAGUUGUUGUUAAUGCGUUAAUUGGAGCUAUUCCAUCAAUUUUUAAUGUUUUACUUGUUUGUCUCGUAUUUUGGCUAAUAUUUUCAAUCAUGGGUGUACAAUUAUUUGGUGGUAAAUUUUAUAAAUGUGUAUAUGUUGAUACACAUGAUCGUGUUAAUUUAACUGAGAAUGUUACAACUAAAAUUGAUUGUUUAACUAAAAAUUUUACAUGGGAAAAUUCAAGAGUUAAUUUUGAUAAUGUUAUUAAUGGUUAUUUAGCACUAUUUCAAGUUGCAACUUUCAAAGGAUGGAUUGAAAUAAUGGCUGAUGCAGCUGAUGCUAAAGACAUCGAUGUUCAACCAGAAACUGAAUGGAAUGUUUAUAUUCUUACUUAUUUUGUUAUAUUUAUUAUAUUUGGUUCAUUUUUUACACUAAAUUUAUUUAUUGGUGUCGUUAUUGAUAAUUUCAAUACACAAAAACGAAUAUUAAGAGGUGGCGGUUCAAUUGAAAUGUUUAUGACAGAUGAUCAGAAAAAAUAUUAUAACGCUAUGAAAAAAAUGGGCACAAAAAAACCAACAAAAGCAUUACCAAGACCACGAUUUGCUCUAGCAAGAUUCUUUUUUGAUUUAACUACAAAUCAAAAAUUCGAUAUAUUUAUAAUGAUAUGUAUUUUUCUUAAUAUGCUUUGUAUGUGUCUUGAACAUCAUAAUCAAAGUGACACUUAUGAUCAUGUUCUUGGAUAUAUUAAUAAUUUUUUCGUUGCCAUAUUUACUGUUGAGUGUGGUAUGAAAUUAAUUGCAUUAAAUUUUAAAUAUUUUACUAUUCCAUGGAAUGUAUUCGAUUUUGUCAUUGUUAUUGCAUCCAUUCUUGGACAAGUAUUAGGAGAACUUAUGGCAAAAUUUUUUGUUAAUCCAACAUUAUUACGUGUUGUUCGUGUAGCACGUGUUGGGCGAGUCCUACGUCUUGUUAAAGGAGCUAAAGGUAUUCGAACAUUACUUUUCGCAUUAGCUGUUUCAAUGCCUGCUUUAUUUAAUAUUGGUCUUCUAUUAUUUCUUGUCAUGUUUAUCUAUGCAAUAUUUGGUAUGUCGUUCUUUGCAUAUGUACGAAAGUCAGCUGGUGUAACAGAUUUAUUUAAUUUUGAAACAUUUCCUAAUUCAAUGAUUGUACUUUUUCAAAUGUGUACUACUGCUGGUUGGUCUGGUGUUUUACAAGCGUUAACAAAUGAUAAACCACCAGAUUGUGAUCCAUAUAUAAAAUCUCCAUCGAGUAGAGGUGAUUGCGGAUUAACAGCUAUUGCAAUACCAUUUCUUGUUAGUUAUUUAAUAAUUAGUUCACUUGUUGUGGUUAACAUGUAUAUUGCCGUAAUUUUAGAAAAUUUUUCACAAGCUCAAGAAGAUGUACAACAAGGUUUAACUGAUGAUGAUUAUGAUAUGUAUUAUGAAAAAUGGCAAUAUUUAGAUCCAUCUGGUUCACAAUUUAUACGAUAUGAUCAAUUAUCAGAUUUUGUUGAUGGUCUUGAAGCACCACUACAGAUUCCAAAACCCAAUCAAUUAUUACUUGUUGCUAUGGAUUUACCAAUAUGUGCAAAUGAUCUUAUGCAUUGUGUUGAUAUACUUGAUGGUCUUACAAAAUAUUUUCUCGGUACACUUGAUGUACCAGCAGCAAAUGCAGAAACAGAUGGACCAAAUGAUAUGAGAAAAGAUCGUCCGAAAGAUUAUCAUCCAAUAUCAUCAACAAUUCGACGUCAACGUGAAAUUUAUUUAGGUCGAAUGGGUUUAAAAGGUUUUCGAUCUAAUGUUGACAAACGUCGAUAUGAACGAGAAUGUCGUGAACCAAUACUUGAACGAGCUCAAAUUGAUGAACUUAUUGAAUUAGAUGAAUUAGGAACUCCAAGUUUAGAUUUACAUCAUAAUCAUACUUCAAAUUUAAUAAUAAGAAGAUUAUCAAAACAACAACAACAAACAACUGAUUCUAAUAGAUCAUCGACUUGUUCUUUUGACGCGAGAUCAUCAUGUUGA
Messenger RNA from Adineta steineri, 5472 nucleotides. The record is from the annotation of a GenBank genome assembly. Lineage: Eukaryota; Metazoa; Rotifera; Eurotatoria; Adinetida; Adinetidae.